UUGUAUCGCGACAGUAUUAGUCAAAAAUAAUGGUCACACUGCAUACGAUAAUGUACGGAAAACUCUACUUAUCUAUGUAAAACUUUUGACUAAACUGUACCAUUUUCAACCAAUCCUGUAUGGUCUUACCAAUCUGGCAACACUGUAUGCUCGCGACUCGCGUCAGUAAUGUCAGUAUACCAUUGAGGUUAGCUCGCGAUGCUCGCGUUAUUGAGAUUAUUGAGGUUAUGCUAUUGAGGUUAUUUUGAAUUAGAAGAAAUAUAAGCGAAAAUGUCUGUUGUACGUUACAAAGGAAGAUUAAUGAAAGAAAAAGUAUUGAAGAAAAGACUUAAAGCUUUAGCGGCAAUGUCUGAAGCAAAGAAAAAGAAAAAGUCCUGUCAAGAAGACAAUCAUUUAUGUGUUGGAAGACGUAUUGUAGAAGUGUCCGAGCUUGCCAAAAAUCUAACUUGCUGUUACUGUGAAAAAGAUCUUUCACUUAAAAAUGUAGUAAACGAAAGACGAUUUGGUUUAAAUUCAAUUUUAAAAGUACGUUGUCGGGAUUGUUCUACAUUUACAGAUGUUGCUACAGGAAAAAUUCAUACAUCAAAAGAUAACUCUAAACACAGUGAUGUAAACACAAAAAUUGUAUUAGGAGCUGUACACGCUGGAGUUGGGUGCUCGGGUAUAAAUAAAAUACUGGCUUGUAUGAAUAUACCAUCUAUAACACCAAAUUUAUUAAAAAGAUAUGAACGAGAAGUUGGACCUGCAAUAGAAGAAGCUGCUAAAGAGAGUUGCAAGCAGGCUGCAAAAGAGGAACGACGAUUAAUUGUAGAAAAUGUUGAAAAGCUCUGUCAAGAACUGUAAGAUUUUGUUCUUUCAUUUUUAUUUUGAAUAGAAAAACAGGAAGACAAAAAUAUGUUUUCUAUAAGUGUCUUAUACAUAUGUGU
Temnothorax curvispinosus is the source of this 926-nucleotide messenger RNA. RefSeq lists its product as uncharacterized. The coding region runs from base 271 to 843 and encodes 190 amino acids. The transcript has 2 exons. The record is from RefSeq and is a predicted model, not a curated record. NCBI's taxonomy places the organism in Eukaryota, Metazoa, Arthropoda, Insecta, Hymenoptera, Formicidae.